AUGGAGAGCGGCAUGAUCGGCAAUAUCUGGUCACCCACAGCCGUCGGAUCUCCCAAUGUUCUCUCCCCAUCCGCGGCUCUCGUGACGCAGCCGAAUCGCAGUAAUCCUCACACCCACAGACCCGCUACUAAUGCGCCAUGCGGCAACAAUGCUGAUAACUCGAAACUGAAGAGGAGCCGCGCUCUCGUGCGACGCUGCGAUUCCGCGUCGGCUGCGGAAGUGUCACCCGUGGUCGCCGGCGUCGUAGAGCCUGGGGCCGCGCCGCCGUCCCUCGGCACUGCCGGCAGAAGCAGGACGGACGCCGAAGCGCCUCGAGUCGUGACGUUCUCUCAGAUCUCCCCGCCGCCGUCCCUCGGUACAACCGUUGCCGCCGGCGCCGGCAGGAGCAGGACGACGGCUCGGUCGCACAACCGGACGCGCUCCGUCAGCUGCAUUCAGACCAGCGGGCUCGAGUUCCACUUCCCCUUGUCUCUCGCGCAAGGCGCGCAAGUCGGUGCGCAGGGCGGAGCGCAAGGGCGCGCGAAGGAGGUGGCUACCUCUCCGCCAACUGGCUAUGCGCUCUCCGCCGCGGGGAAGGUUGUCGCCGCAAACGACGGGAAGGUGAAGCUCACCCGCGCUCUCACUGAGCGUACGAGCGGCGCGAGUGGUUCGAGUGGCGGAAGUGGCGCGGGAAGUGCCGCGGGGAGUGGCGCGGCGGGGUCGCGGCGGGAGUUCACUCGCAGCCGAACCGCCUCAGAGCGAGUGGGUGACUUCGACACCUCGCUCUCCCCGCGAGGAACCGCCCGCAGCCGCAGUCACAGCCCGAUAAGCUUCGCGGCUUCCCCCGAAGCGCAGCGCCCUCCACCGCUCGCCGCCCGCUCGAAACCGGAUUCUGCGGUGGCGCCGCCAGCGCCCUCCGCAACGCGCCGCUUCCCAGAUCUGUACCCAGUUUGUGGUGCUGCCGUUGGUAGCCCGCGCGACCCGGGCGACGAGAGCGAAUCGGAGUCCUCAGUUGUUGACUUAUACCCGAGCCGAGGCGCUGCCUUUCCGCGAUUUGCCACCAUCGGCAACGUUCCAAGCGCGGACGGUGACGGUGACGGUAACGGUAACGCUAAUGCUAACGUUAGCAAGAAUCUGCAUCCGAUGUUAUCCCGUCGCUCCUGCUCUGUGGGCUCUCAGUCAUCCGCCGCAUUGGCCGCUAGCAUGGGUCUCGCUCGCGGGGGAGCGGUGUCCGGCGCAGAUGGUGGCGGAAGCGGCGGGAGCGGCGGAAUGCGUACUCGUUCUUCCUCACUUGCUGGUAACAGCAGUCCGUCUGUCGUGCAGCUCGCGCCGCGGAUGGGCUUCGUGGAUUGGGCAGGAAUCGGCAGCCCGAAAACCGGCGGAACGGUAGGCGGUAGCAGCUUUGGCGCCAGUAGCGGCGGCGCAAGCGGCGCGAGCAAGCUGAGGCUACAACCGUUGGACGGCAGCAAGUCGCCUUCUUCCGCCAGUCCUUCUCCGCGCUUCCCCGCAGCCAUUCCCUCCCCUUCCGCCGCCUCUCCGCUACCCGCUGGACCUAUGCCUGGCUCGCGGAAUUUUCCCCCUAGCGCUUACCCAUAUUCUGCUGGUGCGCCCCCGCUCUCCCCGCUUGGCCGCGGCGGCACUGCCGUAGUUCCCCGCCCCACCCACCGCCGCGCCAUUAGCGCCGCGCAGUUGUCCCCGCGUGUGCCCUCCCCAUCCGCGCGCCUAGUGCGCCCGCCGAGCUCCCCUUCUGUCGCGGGAAAGGCGUCAGGCGCUGCAGCGCCCGCUAACGCCGCUGCCACGGGGGGGGGCAAUCGCUCCGCGCCCGUGCCCGCAGUCGCACGUUCUUCUCCCCGUGCGCGCAUCGUGCAAUCAGCGACGGCGGCUGCUUCCGCGGCACGCGAAGUUACGGCGGAUGGCGGCGCAGAUGCGGAGGGUACCGGCGGAAUUGCGAAUCGCAGGGGGAAGCCAACGCCGGUGCUGAUGCCAGUGCCGCGGAGCAUGAGCGCAGAACCCGCACUUGCGCAUCCGAUGGCACUUGAGGGGCAGGCGGCGCAGGCAAAGCAUGUGGGGCAGCAGCAGCAGCAGCAGCAGCAGCAGGAGAUGCAGCAUUCGCACGGCAGCAGUCGCGAGCAUGUGGGGAACUACCGCCGCGCGGCCCCCGCGCCUCUCGCGGUGCCUAUGCGGCGCCGCAACCACAGCAUGUCUAGCGUGACUCAGGGCGACGCAGCUUCAAAUUCUGCGCGCGCUGGAUUAGCUGCGGCGAAUGGCGGCGUGCGCAUCGGAAGCGCAAGGGGACAUGGUUCUCCAGGCGCAGGCGCAUGGCCCGCGCGCAGCCCUGUGGGGACGGCUGGGGGAAGGUUGGAGGGAACUAGUGGCGAAGUCUCUCUCACAGCAGCAGCAGCAGCAGCAGCAGCAGCAGCAGCAGCAGCAGAGGAAGCAGGCGGCGAGCAGGAGAACCUACAGCGGCGAGGGGGAGGAGAGGGUGGCGGAGGGAAGGAGGGGAGAGAGGGGAAGGAAGGGAAGGAGGGGAAGGGAGGGAGGGUGCUGCAUCCCCAGGCGCAGAAUAGUCCGAGGAGGGUGAGCUUCAGUGGGUAUGUGGAGGUGCAGGAGUAUGUGAGGGAUAGUGAGGGGAGGGGGAGAGCGAGAGGGCGGUAG
Molecule: messenger RNA, 2634 nt
Organism: Closterium sp. Naga37s-1
Lineage: Eukaryota; Viridiplantae; Streptophyta; Zygnematophyceae; Desmidiales; Closteriaceae
Source: the annotation of a GenBank genome assembly